This is a messenger RNA of Oxyura jamaicensis (ruddy duck), 1169 nucleotides long. It is a transcript of the gene C1QBP, whose product is annotated as complement C1q binding protein. The transcript has 6 exons. The record is from RefSeq and is a predicted model, not a curated record. The coding region runs from base 16 to 876 and encodes 286 amino acids. Gene Ontology annotation, biological process: cytosolic ribosome assembly. Gene Ontology annotation, cellular component: mitochondrial matrix. NCBI's taxonomy places the organism in Eukaryota, Metazoa, Chordata, Aves, Anseriformes, Anatidae.
CCCUCGCUCCCCGCCAUGCUGCUCGCACGGGCCCUGCGCGCCGCCGCCGCCGCCAUCCCCGCUCCUCGCCCGCUGCUGCCGCCGCCGCCCCGCCGCCGCCUCGUGUCCGCCCUCCAGCCCCGAGCCCCCGCGCUGCCGGCCUCGGCUCCGGCUCCGGCCCGCUCCUUCUGGCAGCUGGGGGGCGGCGGGGGCCGGGCCGCGCUGCUCCGCCCGCGGCGGGGCUCGGCCGGCGGCGUCUCCUGCGGCUGCGGCGGCCUCCACACGGAGGGGGACAAAGCCUUCGCGCAGUUCCUGGCGGAUGAGAUCAAGGAGGAGAAGAAGAUCCAGAAGCACAAGGCGCUGCCCAAGGUGUCCGGGGGCUGGGAGCUGGAGGUGCACGGCACGGAGGCCAAGCUGCUCCGGAAGGUGGCCGGCGAGAGGAUAACGGUUACGUUCAACAUCAACAACAGCAUUCCACCUUCCGUGGAUGAAGAAACGCCAGAAGAUCAGAAAGCCGAUGAGCAGGAGCCUGAUAUCACAUCAACUCCAAACUUUGUUGUGGAAGUAGUUAAAGAUGAUACAAAACAGACCCUUGUUCUCGACUGCCAUUAUCCCGAAGACGAGGUUGGGCAUGAGGGAGAGGAGGAAAGCGACAUCUUCACAAUCAGGGAGGUCAGUUUUCAGCCCACUGGAGAAGCAGAUUGGAAGGACACCAAUUACACCCUCAAUACAGAUUCCCUUGACUGGGCUCUGUACGAUCACCUAAUGGAUUUCCUGGCUGAUCGAGGAGUGGACAACACGUUUGCCGAUGAGUUAAUUGAGCUCAGCACUGCACUGGAGCACCAGGAGUACAUUAAAUUCCUGGAAGACCUUAAAAGCUUUGUCAAAUGUCAGUAAGUUAGGCUAGGAAACUAAUCUUCAGCUGUGGGCAUUACAUGGCAGUGCUCAGCCAGCUGUAAUACCCAAAUGUAUCUUCACGACAGCUGUGGGGAGUAAGUACCUUUGAGUUUGGAAGUGCGCAUCAUGGGAGAGUGAGGAGUCUCACUUGUAUUUUGGGUUUUGUAUUUAUGUUGCUGCCCAGAUCAAGUUCUCAAACAUUACUGUGUGGAAUUGCCUCACCCUGCCUGGUGGUUUUCAUACAAUUCAGAAGGAAUGUGAAGAAUAAAGUCUGUUCAACGAGUCACUGAAAA